AUGCGGCAGAGGUGGAAGAAGUUGGAGAACAAGGUUAAAAAGGGACCUAGGAACCUGCAAAACUUCAUUCCUGCAGACUAUGUCAUUUUUGCCUUUUACAUGUACAUCUUCAAGGACCUCUUAACCUGUGCGCGGCGGGGCGCGGGGCAGCUCCUACGGCACGACGCGCUCUCCCUGCCUCCGGCGGGGCAGCACCGUGCCCGGGACACACCAUCCCUGCUCUCCCCGCUUCUCCGGGCUCCGAGGUCCCGGCGCGGCGGGGGCGGGGGCGGCCCCGGCCCGCCCCGGGGGCGGAUAAAGCGGCGGGGAGGGCUCAGCUCGGUUGCGCUGCUGAUGGUGCCCGGGCUGGGAGCAGAGGGCUGCCCGGAGGGAGAGUACUUCAGUGGAGGUCACUGCUGCGUGCUUUGUCCAGCAGGUACUUACGUUGCUGCCCACUGCAGUACUCCGCAUUCACGAGGAAGAUGUGAGAAUUGCACUGCAGGAGAGAGUUACACUGCCCAUGCGAAUGGCUUGGAAGAAUGCUUAACCUGCAGGCAGUGCAAAGACGAUCAGAUAACUUUGAGAACCUGUACUCUGACACGUGAUACUGAAUGCCAAUGCAAACAAGGGUAUUUCUGCCCUACUGAGGGCUGUGAAAUAUGUCAGAGAAGGAGUACAACGUAUCCAGAAGGGAAAGACACUGUGCAGAACUGCAAUGCUACCACAGGUGUAGGAUGUGACUCACCUGGUCAAGGAGGCUUAGCUAUUGUCGUUGGUCUGACUGUCUUGGUUGUUCUUGUUGUAUUGCUGACCUUUAUAAUUAGAAAGCUGAAGAGUAGAAAAGCUGCUUCAACUGAUAAAGAUGUGGACAAAGGUCUGGAGUCAGAGGGCAGUACUGAAAGCCUGAUUUUACCACGAGACACACCUGCAAAUACCACAGUCAACCUAGAGGAUGAGAACUCUCAUGAGAGCCCAGAGGGCCAAGCCCAAACCAAUGAUAACUUGGAAUUAAAAAACACAUCACCAGAGGAAAACAGUGAUCAGCUUUCUGAGCUGGGCACCACCUCACAUUGCAGCUUAGGGUGCCACAUGGAAAGGUGCUGGAAGAAGAUCACCAACCCUUCACUACCAGCAAAAACUAGGCAGAAUCCUGCUUUUUGUCGGAAUGCCCCACCGAAGGCACGACGCACACACUGUCAAAUACAAGUUAAAGAUCUCUCUCAAAGAGAGCUGAGAGAUACCUUGCAGGUCAUUAUAAAUGAAGUACCACCCAGAAAAUGGAAGCCACUUAUGAGAACUCAGCUGCAGGAAAAUGAUAUUACUAAAAUUAUUUAUGACUUUCCUAAUGAUAGAGAAGAGCAAUGUUAUCAGAUGCUUCUCACCUGGAAAAACACACUGGGAGAAAAACAAGCUAUUAUUAAAUUACUGGAUGAGUUAAGGUAUCUAGAUACCAAGGCUUAUGAUAAUGUAUUGAACACUUUAAAAAGUAAUAACAUUAUAACUAAAUAA
Chaetura pelagica (chimney swift) is the source of this 1488-nucleotide messenger RNA. RefSeq names its product tumor necrosis factor receptor superfamily member 10B-like. The transcript is spliced from 11 exons. The record is from RefSeq and is a predicted model, not a curated record. Gene Ontology annotation, biological process: apoptotic process; positive regulation of apoptotic process; TRAIL-activated apoptotic signaling pathway. Lineage: Eukaryota; Metazoa; Chordata; Aves; Apodiformes; Apodidae. The coding region runs from base 1 to 1488 and encodes 495 amino acids. Gene Ontology annotation, molecular function: transmembrane signaling receptor activity; protein binding. Gene Ontology annotation, cellular component: cell surface; plasma membrane.